AUGAGGAAUCUUUUACACUCUCUCUCUCUCACACUCUCUCUAACACACUCUCUCUCACUCUCUCACACACUCUCUCUCUCUCUCGUUGAGAAUUUUCUUUUCCUUUCGAAUUUAAGGAUUACUCCUAGCUGUCAGCCUCAAGUGAUUGUUGAAAAAUUUAGUGUAGGUGGAACCUUUUUCUCAUUCCUGGUUUUCCUGGUGCUAAUCUUUCUCUUGGAGGUUGCUGGUGUAGCCUACUGCUGUGUAAUGAGAGAAGAGGGCUGUGGUCAUGCAAUUGUCAACUUAGUUGAACAACACCUCUUACCAAUCACAGGAAUAGUCAUUGCUAUACUUGCUUUGCAACUUUUUGGAUUCCUUUUCAUUGUGCUGCUCAUUUGUUACCUGCGGAAACCUCCACCCCAACAACCAGAUGACGUGGUAUAUGAGAUGGCCCGUACCCAGGAGAAGGCUCCAUAUCCCACCCGUGGAAACACUUAUUCAAAUUUGAUGUGUGCCCCUUAUUAUGUGGAUGAGGGUCACUGCACGUAG
Messenger RNA from Acanthosepion pharaonis, 528 nucleotides. NCBI's taxonomy places the organism in Eukaryota, Metazoa, Mollusca, Cephalopoda, Sepiida, Sepiidae. The record is from the annotation of a GenBank genome assembly.